UGAGAAACACUGUCUGAAACGCUGGUUAGGUCAACACACGAACAAACCCUAAUAAUUCAACAGUGAAGAGUGACGCCUGAAAGAGAUCGAGAAAGAAGAUAAAUUAAUCAAAUGGCAGGUAUUGCUUCUGGAGGAGAUCUGACCGUCGUCUCUGCAACAUUCGGAUCAUAUCGAUCUGUUCGGAGCUCAUUUCCUCCUUCGCCUUCACGUGGUCGGGUGGAUUUUGUUGCAGGUAGAGUUUUACUCAAAUGGUGUUCAAGUGAGUUAAUUAACUGUCAUUGUAAUCCCAAACGCCCAUCAUAUGCUCAAUUUGCUAAAUAUGAUCAUUUCACACACAACAAUGAUGAUGAUGAUGAUGAUGAAGAUGAAGAUGAAUCUAAUGAGAGAUUUCUUCUUAGUGCUGUUGUAAACAUGAAAUUCUUGGACAGACUGAGUUUAGCCUGGAAGAUAGUAUUUCCUACUACUACUACUACUACGACACAAAGAAGUAUGAGAAAAUCAAACGCAAAAAUUGCUAAGCAGCGUUUAAAGAUGAUAUUAUUCUCAGAUAGAUGCGCGGUUAGUGAGGAAGCGAAACAGAAGAUAGUGAACAAUGUUGUGAAUGCUUUAUCAGAUUUCGUAGUCAUUGAAUCACAAGACAAAGUUCAGCUUAAUGUCUCCACCGAUGGUUCCUUAGGGACUAUUUACUCGGUAACCAUUCCUGUUCGUCGUGUGAAGUCUGAAUUUCAAGAGGAAGAAGAAGAAGUAGUAGAAACCAAUAUCAAACACAAAGAUGAUGAUGGAGAAAGAAGAAUUGAAGAUUCAAACUUAAAUGCUUCUUAAUUUUAUCUCCCCAUUAGUUCAUUUAUGAACUGUUUUAUCAAACAUUGGUACAUGGUAUGAUCCCACCUUUGUUUAAGUCUAUGAAAUUCACUCAUAGAGUGGUAAUCUGCCCCCGAAUCCCAGAAUUUAUA
Impatiens glandulifera is the source of this 953-nucleotide messenger RNA. Its product is annotated as cell division topological specificity factor homolog, chloroplastic-like. The record is from RefSeq and is a predicted model, not a curated record. Gene Ontology annotation, biological process: chloroplast fission; regulation of division septum assembly; cell division. The transcript has 2 exons. Lineage: Eukaryota; Viridiplantae; Streptophyta; Magnoliopsida; Ericales; Balsaminaceae. Bases 112 to 822 code for a protein of 236 amino acids.